UUUAUAUGUCCGUGGAACAAAGUUGGUCCAAGUCCCAACCAGCAUUGAUUAUGAAUGGUCUUGUAUACGGCAGUCUACGAUAACGAUAGACGAUCCAGCAAAGACCGCAGUUUAUCUUUUGUGA
Dentiscutata heterogama is the source of this 124-nucleotide messenger RNA. The record is from the annotation of a GenBank genome assembly. Lineage: Eukaryota; Fungi; Glomeromycota; Glomeromycetes; Diversisporales; Gigasporaceae.